GUGGAGGAGCAAAAACCAGCGUCAGUUGCAGCAGCUACAGACAAACUGACUUCCUUGACACUGACGCAGCCGACGCCGGCCGCCGCGCCCGCUCCCGCCAAGCCCAAGAAAUUGUCUAUUGGUGGCCAUGUGGGUAGUUUUAAAGAACAGUUCGAGAGACGUGCGUCGUUAACAUCGGCUCCCGAGAUAAAACGCAAUGUAUCUAAACCAGUUGUUUCUAAGAUUGCCAAAGUCAAAGCUCAAAGUGAGGACAGGGAUCUGCCGGCCAAGUCUCCGGACAAUGGCACCGUGCGGUUGCAGCAAAUCGGAAUCGAACCAUCUCAGCCUCCAGCGGAAGAGAUUCGAGAGGUGAGUCGUAGCGGUGUGAAGAAGACGGAGAGCGAGCCCAUGCACAACACCACGCAGGUCGACCCCACCGUGCUGCUGCAGGACGCCAGGAGAAGUCUUCAGAACUCGAUGGCGAAGCUUGUUGAGGAGAAAGCGGGUGAGGAAAGCCGCAGACGCGCCGCUCGCGAUAUUAUCUCAUCCGCCAUUCGCACUGGCAAGCCUCCGAUGCCGUACGGGCGCUCAUCGUCGGCCGGCGUGACGUCACUGUCCUCCCCGCCAGGCACGCCUCCCGCCGCCCCGCCCACCGCGCCCGCCGCGCCCACCGG
Molecule: messenger RNA, 653 nt
Organism: Papilio xuthus (Asian swallowtail)
Lineage: Eukaryota; Metazoa; Arthropoda; Insecta; Lepidoptera; Papilionidae
Exons: 6
Source: RefSeq, a predicted model, not a curated record